Messenger RNA from Eurytemora carolleeae, 3265 nucleotides. RefSeq names its product glutamate receptor-interacting protein 2 (gene Grip). The coding region runs from base 422 to 2488 and encodes 688 amino acids. The record is from RefSeq and is a predicted model, not a curated record. Gene Ontology annotation, biological process: neurotransmitter receptor transport, endosome to postsynaptic membrane. NCBI's taxonomy places the organism in Eukaryota, Metazoa, Arthropoda, Copepoda, Calanoida, Temoridae. Gene Ontology annotation, molecular function: protein binding. The transcript has 16 exons.
GUCAAAUCUAUUUAUAUCUAGUAUAUUCAGAACUGGUGUACGGGGAAUAUACAUAACUAUUACUUCCUUUAGUAAUAAUUCAUAAAGUUAGCAACAUCCAUUGAGGAAAAGUGAAUAAUUUUUCGAUUUGAUACAUUAAUAUCAACAUAUCAACGUUAACAACUAAUUUAUUCAAAAUAAUUAGUUUUGUGUAACAAAGCAAAUAACAUGGUGGCUUAAACCAUUGUUUAUGUAUGUCCAUGAAUUAGGCGAAAGAUUUGUAAAAUGUCGGAAAAGUCUAUAAAUUGGAUGAAAAUACAGAAUCUAGGAAAUAUAGUGAUACAGCUGAAAUACUGUGAGAAAGGGGAAAAAUAUUCUCACUAGUGAUAACAUCUAAUCGACCUAGUUUCAAAGUUUCAAAACAGUUUAAAAACACAAAAACAUGAAGUUUUGGAGAAAUUUUAUACCGGGCACAGGCUCCACAAAUACUAUUGAAAGACGUGAUAGAAGAAGUGGAAGUUGUAACAGGCCGGAAUCUUCAAGUGUUCCCACACGAAGGCGAAGUUCCUCUUUGAAAGGUUCAAAUUCGAGUUUAUCAGAAGAUGCAUUUGGAAUUACUUUUGUGGAGCUCAUUAAGCGAGCUGGAACACAUCUUGGAGUCAUUGUGACUGGUGGAAAGGAUACAGGACUGAAACCCAGGAUAGCAGAUUUAGUUCCUGGUUCCUGGGCUCAGAGAAGUAAUGUACUUUGUGCUGGAGAUAUUAUGCUCAAUCUAAACGGGAAAGAGUGCUCUAACAUGAUGCAGCAUCAAAUUGUUGAAAUGCUUGACACAGCUGAUAAGGUUCAGCUUGAAGUAAAAUACAGGCUUCCACCUCUUUGUCCUUCUUCGAGAACACGACCAAGGGUCAUCCAGAUAACAUUACGUAAAGAGAAUGGAAGUUUUGGAUUUGUUGUUCGUGGAGGCGCUCACGAGAUUUCAGCAAGAUGUCGUCCCUUCACAGUUGUAUUUGUAGAUCAGUGUGGACCUGCUCAGGCUGAGGGGACAAUACGACCCGGGGACCGGAUACUAGCUCUCAAUGGAAAGAGUUUGGUUGGCGUAAAGCUGGCAGAACUACAGAGUUUAAUGUACCAGGAGGAGGGGGAAACCGUCUUUACUCUAGAAUACGAUGUCGCAAAACAGAGCUAUCUGGAGCAAGGUGCUAUCCUUGUGGAGAUAUCCCGGGAACAGCAAGAUUUGCUGGGAGUAGGGUUAAGCCGAUGCCCGGACACAAAGGCAAUAAUUAUUGAGAGUAUUAAGCAAGCAAGCUUAGCUGACAGAUGCGGAGCUUUACAUGUUGGAGAUAUCCUUCUGUCAGUUUGUGGCCAACCUUUGACAAGGAUGGGUGUUGAUGAUGUAACUCAAUGGAUUAGAGAUAACUCCGGGCUUGUUCUCCAGCUAGAGGUUCUACCUGGAGCUCAUGCUAGAUCCAGGGGUGGAAGUGUACGGGCCUCUCUACCCUCUCCAUGUUUCUCUACUAUGCAAAGACGACAUAGAUCAGAUUUAAGAAGUCAGGAACACCAUGGGCUACCCAGACAAAUGUCUCAUGCAAACAUUAAGAGCAUUCUGGACUAUCAGGGAAAUCAGCAGGAACGUGAGCGGAAGAAGUUUGUUUCUUUUUCCGUAGAACUUGAUAGAACAGGGGGACCCUUAGGGAUUACGUUAGCAACAGAUGAACAGAAGAAAGGUGAACAGUCCCCAAUUUAUAUCUCCAGUAUGGCCGAGGGAGGGUUGGCUAGAACAACCAAAGCAAUUCAAAUCCGGGACGAGCUCAUAGAAGUAAAUGGUGUUAAUGUUAAGGGUCUCAAAUUGUCAGAAGCAGUUCCAUUAUUACAAAACUCAGGGAAUGUUGUUAAGCUAAAAUUGACCAGAAUGGUCUCAAUCCCGGAACGGGAAUUCCAUUCAAAAAGUUUCAGGCUCCCCCCUAGACCAUGCCCCUCCCCUAUCUAUGCACCAGUUAAUCCUUGCUCAAGUCACCUGUAUAGCCCUAUACCAUCACCAACAUCAAAUUAUAGUUGCAGGUCUAAAGUGAGUUUCAAGGGUAAGCGUGAACUGCCAGUGGUGACCCUGCUUCCUCAGUCAAGAUGCCGGAACUCAGAUAGCAGUAGUCUUCCCCUGGAGGUGACACGAGUUACCCUAUUCAAGGACCAAAUAUAUGAGGACUUUGGAUUCUCCGUAUCCGAUGGACUAUACGAACGGGGUAUAUUUGUGAAUAGGAUACGGAAAGGAGGACCAGCUGAUGUGUCGGGGAUGAUAAAACCGUUUGAUCGUAUCCUGCAGCUGAAUCAAACGAGGACUACUGAAUUUGAUUGCUGCCUAGCGGUUCCACUGAUUGCAGCAGCGGGAGAUAAAAUUGAGAUUUUACUGACUAGACCUUUUCCAGAUUGUGAAGGAGGCAUCCUGAAAGACGAGGAUAGAGUGAGCGGAGUUCCCUGGAUAGAUGAAACUGAUCAAGAGUCCAAUACAAAUUAAAGUUGAAUAGAGUGGGGUUCCCUGGAUAGAUGAAACAGUUCAAGAGUCCAAUACAAAUUAAAUUCGAAUAGAGCGGGGUUCCCUGGAUAGAUGAAACUGAUCAAGAGUCAAAUGCAAAUUAAAGUUGGAUAGAGUUUCCUAGAUAGAUGAAAUAGUUUAAGAGUCAAAUACAAAUUCCAUUUUUAUUUCUUAAACUUAAUUUUCUUUGAUAACACAGAUAUUAAAAAUUGGAAAACCAAAUAGCCUCAACUACUUGAUAUCCAUAGCAUAAACUUCAAAAUUGAAGAAUUUAGGUUUAGUGCUGGUGGUGAAAUGAAAAGUGUCUGACUAAUUAAACAUUCAAAGGCGACAUUUUGACCUCUGACCCUGUUUGAAAUAAAUAAAGUGCUAAACGAACAGUCAAGAAAACAAAAUUAGGAUAUUAUGUAAAAUAACACUUUUUGACAGUAUCAUAAAGUUCACUAUGUACCUGCAAGUUUUGUCUAGAGUAGCUCACCAUAAUACAAAAUAUAACAUUUGAAUAUUUCCUAUAGUGGUCAUCUAAAUAAGUUGGAAUGUCAGUUUAACUAAAAGGCUUAAUAUUGAAGCAUAAGUUUAAAAAUGAGGAACUACGCACAAUAUAUUGCAAAUGCAGCUGUACCAAAUAUAAAUGCUAGUCAUCAAGAUGUUUUUAAUUUAACUUUGGACACCGAAAUACCGAAAUUUGUAUACUUUUUACAACUUAUGAUUAAAUUUUAUAAUGUAUAAUAUGGAACAUUUAUAAAUUUAUUUAAUAAA